Molecule: messenger RNA, 876 nt
Organism: Glarea lozoyensis ATCC 20868
Lineage: Eukaryota; Fungi; Ascomycota; Leotiomycetes; Helotiales; Helotiaceae
Exons: 1
Coding region: 1-876 (291 amino acids)
Source: RefSeq, a predicted model, not a curated record
AUGGCGGCUCAAGAAUACUAUCACCCGAACUCGCACGUUGAGCAUCACAGGGUGCAUUUCACACCGUCUCCUGCACCGGAGAUGGAGUAUGGAUGGAGGGAUGAUAAUAAACAGCAAUCUGCCAACCCAUACGGUCAGUCAUACGAUAAUAAUCAGCAUCUGCAAGGAUAUCACCAUCCUCAACCCCACGCACAACCUCCACAGUCGCAGUAUCAACAUCAAUACCCGCCCCAACCCCCAUAUCCACAAGCACAGCAACAACCACCAUACCAGCAACCUCAACACCCAGCUCCUCAAUACCUCUACAACCAACAAAACCCCCAAACAACCCAACUCGUCCACCAACCUCAACCCCAACAACCCCAAUCCAUCCUCCGCCCCAGCCGCUCCUACUCCGAACCUCCCCCCGACGACCACCACCACCAUCACCACCGACACUCCCGCUCCCCCUCAACAUCAUCCUCGCGCUCCCGCUCCCGCGAACGCGGAUACUACGCCGAAAAAGCACGCGGGCAGCAUCAGAAGAAAACAGGGUCGAAAGCGCGGAAUGGCACAUUCUGGGGCGCGGCAGGGGGUGCGGCGUUGGGUGAUUUGAUUGUGCCGGGGUUAGGCACGGUGGGGGGUGCGUUGUUGGGGGGUGGGCUGGGGAGACAUGCGGGGAAGAAGAGGGAGGAUGGGAAGGGUAAGGGGAGGAGUAGGAGUGAGAGGGGUGGCGGGAAGAGGGAUAAGUAUGAUGAUAUUUGGGAGGAGGGACGGAGGAGGAGGGGGGAGGGUGGUGGGGAAUCGAGGAGGGAGAGGGAGAGGAGUCGGAGGGGGAGGGGAGGGGAUAAGUAUGAUGAGUUGUGGGAGGAGGGGAAGAGGAGGAGGGGUGAGUAG